ACUUUAUGUUAUUUUAUUAUAUAAAGUGUAUCUGAAAAAAAAUAGGCAGGAGGUUCCCAAAAAGGAAAGACUGUGAUGACAGAAAGAAUAACAUAUCAUGUUGGGUGAAUCCUAUGUUGUCUGUGUGUGUAUACUAUAUCCAGUUGAGAAAUGGAACUCCUCGUUGCUCCGCCGCCAACAGCACCCACCCGCUUUGCUGAUAGCAACCCAACUACUUGUCCUCCUCCCAACCACCACCACCACCACCACCUUCGACUACCCUUCCUCCGCAACCCCAACCCCAAACACAACCUUUCUCUCUUCCCUCCUCACACUCCUUCACCAUCCCUCACUCCUCAACCCACUCCUUGUAGGGACAACUACUACUACUACGACAACAACAAUCAUAAUAUGAAGAAAAAGAAGAAGAGGAAGAGAAAAGGAGCUACAACCUCACACAUCUUGCAUUUGAUGGAUGCUCUGCCUUUUCCUAUACCCAUUGACAUCUACACCUCUUUGAUCGAAGAAUGCACUCUUUCCCCUGACCCACAAACCGCCAUUGAGCUCCACACCCACAUCGCCCACAGCGGAAUCAAACCCCCCUUGUCCUUCAUCAAUCGAAUUCUCGUUAUGUUCGUUUCGUGCGGUCUGUUGGACUAUGCAUGCCAACUGUUCGACGCAAUGCCCGUGAAAGACUUCAACUCGUGGGCAACCUUGUUCAUUGCUUACUAUGACAAUGCUGAUUAUGAGGAGGCCAUAGAUGUUUUUCUCGCCAUGCUACACCAAUUGGGCAUGUCGGAAUUCCCUCCGUGGAUCUGUGCUUGCCUUCUCAAGGCAUGUGCCUGCAUUGAGAAUAUCCCUCUAGGGAUGCAGGUUCAUGGAUGGUUGUUAAAGUUGGGCGCUUGUGACCAUGUGCUUCUCAGCAGCUCCUUGAUCAGAUUUUAUGGGAGGUUCACGUGUGUUAAAGAUGCAAACGCUGUGUUUAAUAAACUAUCGCGGCAUAACACGUCAACCUGGACGGCUAAAAUUGUGAGCGGUUGCAGGGAAAUGGAUUUCCCAGAGGUUUUUAAUGACUUCAAGGAGAUGGGAAGGCAGGGAAUAAAGAAGGACACUUAUACGUUUUCCAGUGUUCUCAAGGCAUGUGGGAAAAUGAUGGAUCAUGGACGCUGUGGCGAACAGGUCCAUGCUGAUGCCAUGAAACUCGGGUUGGCCUCUGAUAACUAUGUGCAGUGUAGUUUGAUAGCCAUGUAUGGAAGAAGUGGGUUGCUAAGAGAUGCCAAACAGGUUUUUGAGACGAGCCGAAGUGAAAGGAAUGUUGAUAGUUGGAAUGCCAUGCUUAUGGGUUACCUAGAGAAUGGUUUGUACAUUGAGGCUGUUAAGUUUCUGUAUCAGAUGAAGGCAGCUGGAUUGAAACCCCAUGAAUCUUUGCUUGAUAAAGUAAGAAUUGCCUGUGGCAGUGUUACCUACUCAAGCACGAAUUAACUAAUAGCAUGUUUGGAUUUUAACUUUUAUUUCCCCUAAAUCAAUUUUGACGUCCAUAAGCUACUCAUAGAGACUUUUCUCCAUAAUUGAUUUUAACUUUAAAAUCAAUUUUAGAGGGAUUUCUAAACAUGCAUCAAGAAGAAGAUACAUAGACUAUACAGAAAUGAAUAAUGUAAAGUAUUUGCUUAAAACACUCGAGCUUCUGGCUAGUGAUACUUACACAAUGUAAUGUGAGAAAAUUUGUUGCACACUUGGUUAAAUGGCAAGAUAUGAAAAUUUGUUACACAA
This is a messenger RNA of Lotus japonicus, 1749 nucleotides long. Its product is annotated as pentatricopeptide repeat-containing protein At1g31790. The transcript has a single exon. Lineage: Eukaryota; Viridiplantae; Streptophyta; Magnoliopsida; Fabales; Fabaceae. Gene Ontology annotation, biological process: RNA modification. Gene Ontology annotation, molecular function: RNA binding; protein binding. Bases 151 to 1461 code for a protein of 436 amino acids. The record is from RefSeq and is a predicted model, not a curated record.